UCCCUUUCUGAGAAUCCACGGCCACAUUUCUCGUUAUAUAUAUAUCGGUGAUUGCUAUUAGCAGCUUCAGCAUCUGCCAUUUUAUAGUUUGUCUUCAAGGUAGGACACUUCAACCGCAACUCUUCAAUUAGCAAAUACGUUACAGUAAAUUCCGACUUCUUAUUCAAAAUCUCAAUAAGAUGAUCUCGCGAGUUUUUAUUAUUAUUGUUAUGAUUUCAGUUCGCAGUUGUUGUCAAAAUGGAUGUUCUUCAGGAUCUGGGAUCUCUUUAUUCUUUUCUUCAACGCGUCACUGGCGAGUCCGGACAGGUAAAUUUUUGCUUGUACAUUAAACUCUCUCAUAGCUAGAAGCCGCGAUCACUUUGUCAUGUACAAAGGGUUGUCGCUUACGAGAGAGUUGACCGUAUUCAGUACAUCUGCCUUGAUCUAGUACCCAUUCUCUGGGUACGCGAUCGCCGCGAUAUAUAAUAAAAGUGACCUGCUAGCAGAGGUUUCUUUCUAGCAUGGCUUAGUUAUAGCAUUUACGAAGUCCUUCGCUUGGUGUGUUAUAUAGUCGCGUAGUAAAGAAAUGGGAAUGAAUGGCUUCGCAGUUUCCAGCUGAGUUUCCUUGGAAGCUAUGUUACAUUAUUGAUCAGGAAAAAGAAGCACUAAAGUUUGGUUUCAUCAAAUGAUUGAUUAAAUAAAUUUUCCACGGUAAAAAAGAUUGAAAGAUGACCAGUUUUCGAGCGUUAACCCAUAAUACAAAGAAAAAAGUUCAUCCCAUUUUUAAGUUAUUUGCUUUCAAACUUAGCUCAAGACGUUUGAAAUUACUGAUAUGUCAACUUACGGCAUGCAUAAGUAGAAAAUCGAACUAAUAAGAUGGUUCUAGAUCUGAAAUCCAGUUGAAUAGUGUACUACUCCUCUGAACUUUGAUUUGAAUUAGUUUAAGAUUAUUUUGAUUUUUAUUUUCAAGGGAAGUAACUACAGGAGUAUGGACCUGAAAGGAAAAAUCUUUGGUUUCCACUUCCGGCUUUUUCCAAUUUCACUUUCUUGCUGUGACACGUCACGGGAGAAUUACCUCUUUCGUUUUCACACAUAGCGGAAGCAGGUUGAUCUUUUCGCUUGUUAGGUUUUUCAUAAUAUAGUUAAGAAGGCGCGCAAAUUGAUUAUAAGGUCUUAUAAAAGAUAUUCAAUACGCCACGUAGUCACUGGUAGAUGAUGUUGUAUGUUUCAGUCACAUCUUUAAUUUUGUAAAAGCAACCACCCUCCCAAGUCACUAUAUGGCAAUUUUGGUACAACUCGCGUUAUUUGCGUUCUUGCUAGCCCGUGUCGCAGACACUCUACACCGUCUGUGAAUCCAAAACUCCCGCCUACCGCAUUUUGCUUUCCGGGGCCUCGCCCCUCAGUUUCUUGGCUUUCCCCCUUUAGCCAUUUUUCGAUUGCAAAAUGUCUAUUCCCUUCAUCCUUUUUGAACUCCAAUGUUCUGGCCUUUCCUCUCUCGCUGUUCCCGUACCCCGGAAUCCAGCCUCGGCCUUCGGCCUUGGUGGAUAACAGCCUCCUAUAUCUUCAUAAUUCUUCAUAUCAUUCGGACACCACAGUGAGUAUUGUUUUCACUUUUCUACCAUGUUUGUUCAGCUAAAUUUUCAGGGUCGUGUUAUCAACUACAAGGCAGAGGGUCGCAUACACAAGCUUAAGUGGGUGUACGAUGGAACAGCAUGGGAUGUGGAAAGUGGAACCAGUGUGAAAGCUAAACAUUAUCAGAGUUCACAAGGAGCCAUUGAGCAUGCUGUCAAGGAGUUGAUUGAAGAACUCAAGGCAAAGAAAAUACUAGCUUAGAGGAGAAGAGAUAACAAUUCUUAUGUGGUUUUUAAUGAAAUAAUUAAUCCUUUACAAAAACAGACGAGAAUGAGAUGGGUGGAUUUUUUCUCACUCAGGUGUGUUUUGAAGGGUGAGAUGUGUAGCUAGGUAACUUCAAUUGUUUGAGUCGACUUUAGUUAUAAAAUCAUGUUGUCGGCGUAAGGGCCGUGCAAAAAUAAAAAUGUAAAGAGGAAAGUUAUUUUUGUCGUCUCAUCUUCAGUAUUUUCAAAAAUAAAGCAG
Molecule: messenger RNA, 2073 nt
Organism: Porites lobata
Lineage: Eukaryota; Metazoa; Cnidaria; Anthozoa; Scleractinia; Poritidae
Source: the annotation of a GenBank genome assembly